AUGGACACUCUUAUAAUGGUAUCGAUCAUGACCCUGUUGAUCUUUUCUAGCUCCGGACCCGCACGUGCCGCCACUCUUAUCGUAUCCAACCAGAUGCAGAAAAGCGCUAAUGUUCCCGUCUUCGUCACGUGUAAAGGCUCAGCUCCUACGAUGUAUAAACCCGUACCUUUGGGUCAACUCUUGAUGAUAGAGAUUACACCUACUAGCGAACCAAGUGCGACUGAUGAUAUCACACCCACUGCUGGACAAAAUGAUAAACCGGCGGGAUUUAGAGUGUCGCAGGAGAUGAAUUGCGUGGGUACGUUUUACCGCGAAUCACGGGGCUUGCGUUCUCAGCCAUGGUACAUAUUGAACAGCUCAUACCGAGAGCCGGUCGUGUGUAAAGAUGUCUGUGUCGUCGUUGCCAAAGACGAUGGGUUUUAUCGUUGGAACAAUAAGAAGAAUGCUUGGGACCAGAUUCCUAUGGAGAUGUUCUUUUAA
Molecule: messenger RNA, 480 nt
Organism: Brassica napus (rape)
Lineage: Eukaryota; Viridiplantae; Streptophyta; Magnoliopsida; Brassicales; Brassicaceae
Exons: 1
Coding region: 1-480 (159 amino acids)
Source: RefSeq, a predicted model, not a curated record